UCCCCUCUGUCGCCCGGGAGUCAGGCCCAGCUCGUCCCCACUGCAGACGUGGCCCGCCGGAGGCUGGGUGCCACAUGCCUUCUUCGGCCGAGCUGUUGAGUGCCGGCUCCUGCUGCUGUGUCGGAGGCCUGCCGGCCGCGCACGCGGGGAGCCCCAGCACGGGAGCUCCUCCUCGACGGCCAGCCUCUGUUUUUGAUUGUGACGCGACCCUGGUUGGGAAAAACAGCAGAAAACCCUGGCCUCUGGUAGUUGAAAAGAGGGGGACAACUGUGGACAGUGGUUCUCACUGGCCUUGAGAUCUCUUUGAAUUUUUAUUUGGGGACAGAAUCUCACUGAGUCACCCGGUGUGGCCUUGAACUUGGAAUCUUCGUGCCUCAGCCUGCAGGUGUGGCUCUUCGUGUCCAGAUGCCCCUUCCUCAAGGACGCCCCCACUGCUUUCUCUGGAGUGCACCAGCUUCUUAACCAUCUAAUCAAGCAGUGGUGUUAAUAAAUGGCACGUGAAGUCUAAAGCCCCACAUGGCUGGAAAGAGGUCGCUCAGCCGGCGGCCUCUGCUGCUGCUGGGGCUGCUGGUUGCAGUCGCGGCCGUCCACCUCUUCACCUGUCCCUACACCAAGGUGGAGGAGAGCUUCAACCUGCAGGCCACACACGACCUGCUGUACCACCGACUGGACAUGGACAAGUAUGACCACCAUGAAUUUCCCGGUGUUGUCCCCAGGACGUUCCUCGGGCCUCUGCUGAUGGCGGCAGUCUCCAGCCCCCUGGUCUAUGUGCUUUCACUGUUGGAAGUGUCCAGGUUUUAUUCCCAGCUGACAGUCAGAGGAGUCCUCGGGCUCAGCGUGAUUUGGGGACUCUGGGCAUUACAAAAAGAAGUGAGACGACAGUUUGGGGCCACGGUGGCCACCAUGUUCUGCUGGGUGACGGCUACACAGUUCCACUUGAUGUUUUACUGCUCGCGGACGCUCCCCAAUGUGCUGGCCCUGGCUGUGGUCCUGCCGGCCCUCACGGCCUGGCUACAGCACCGGUGGACCCUCUUCAUCUGGCUCUCGGCCUUUGCGACCAUCGUCUUCCGGGCUGAGCUGUGCCUACUGCUGGGUCUCAUGCUGCUGCUGGCGCUGUACCACAGAAGGGUCUCCGUGGCCAGACUGCUGCAGCACGCCGUCCCCGCGGGCGCGCUCUGUCUGGGACUGACGGUCACUGUGGACUCCUGUUUCUGGCGCUACCUUGUGUGGCCGGAAGGAAAGGUGCUCUGGUACAACACUGUCCUGAACAAAAGUUCCAACUGGGGCACCUCCCCACUGCUGUGGUACUUCUACUCGGCCCUUCCCCGGGGCCUGGGCUGCAGCCUUCUCUUCGUGCCCCUGGGCGUGAUGGACAGGCGGGCGCGGGUGCUGGCUCUGCCGGCGCUGGGCUUCGUGGCGUCCUACUCCCUGCUCCCGCACAAGGAGCUGCGCUUCAUCAUCUACACCUUCCCCGUGCUCAACGUGGUGGCUGCCAGAGGCUGUGCCUACCUGCUGAAUAAUUACAGGAAGUCUUGGCUCUACAAGGCGGGGACCCUGCUUGUGGCGGGACACCUGGUGGUGAAUGCCGCCUAUGCUGCCGUGUGCCUGCGCGUUUCCCACUUCAACUACCCUGGUGGCAUCGCCAUGCAGCGGCUGCACGAGCUGGUGCCCCCCUGGACAGAUGUCCUCCUGCACAUUGACACAGCCGCCGCCCAGACAGGUGUGUCGCGGUUCUUGCAAGUCAACAGUGCUUGGAGAUACGACAAGAGGGAGGACCUGCAGCCCGGGGCGGCAGACAUGCUGGCCUACACGCACCUCCUCCUGGAGGCAGCCCCCAGCCACCUGGCCCUCUACAGGGACACACACCGUGUCCUGGCCCGCAUCCUGGGCACCAGUGGUGUGAGUCUGAACCUGACCAGACUGCCUCUCUUUGAUGUCAACCUGCAGACCAGGCUGGUGCUUUUGGAGAGAGUUGUCCAGCCGUCCAAAGGGGUUAGGUGACAGCGUGCCCCCGACACUGCCCCCAGGGCAGGCAGGGCUGGAACCUGUCCACCACCAUUCCUGGGGCACACAGCUUGACAGGACAAGGGCCUCAGAGCUGCUGCCACAGGCACUGGUGGCCCUGGGGACCCCUUCUCAUCAUCUGGGCACCCUCACAACCAAGAGGGGAUAGCAGGCCAGGCAAGACCGUCCCAGCAGCUGGCUGGUGGUGGCCCUCACUGUGCACUGCCCCCAGGUGCAUGUGCUGCCCAUGGCCAGGGCCUCAGCACCUGCCCUCCCGCCCCUGCAGCUUCUAUGCUCACAAGCCCUCACAUGCAUUCAGGUGAUUUCAGGAGGUAAACAUGUUGAAAAGAAUGAGAAUGAACGUCUCAGAUGUUUUCUUAGGCAGUCUCUCAUUUGCAGUUGCUUCUGGAGGCCACCCUGUCUAGCACUGCGUUGGGGGGGGUCUGAUGCAGAUACUGGAUACUGCCAGGCACAGGGUGUCAGAGGACAGGUCAGUGCUGUGAGCUCACGUGCACACUGCAGGCACUGCACGUGUACGUGCAGGUGCACGGGCAUGAAGACGUGUUUCCUGAGUCUGCUGAGCGCGAGCUGUUCACAACAAGCCCAUGGGGUUCUGGGCUCCCUCUACCCAACUCUGUUCCACGGUGAGAAUCCUGCCUUCCAGCGGUAUCCACACAUUGACUGCUUUGCUCAAUGAGAAGACAUUAAAUAGUUUUGAGAAUUGCCUUGUCACACAAUUGCACAAAACAAACCCACCAUAAAAAGGUGAGCUCUGUGAGGGUUCUUCACUCCCACCCACGACUACAAGGGGUAAUGCGGUGCCUGGGUUGGCUGCUCCCGGCCUGUGUGGGGUUGUGUGGGGCCACUCUUCCCCUGCAGUCCCACCGCCCUUCCUCCUCGUGGCCGUGUAGACCAUGACACGAAGCUCCAGAGCGCACUCCUGCGGAGGGCAGGUUCGGGCACCCUUUCUUACAGGAAGUUCCAGCGCGCAUUCUGGAGGUGGGCAGGCCCGGGCCCCUUCUUACAGGAGCCUCUGUGCGCAUUUGCCCUCUGGUCUUUCCACCGGCGGAAUCUCCUGGAAAGUGCUGCGUCCGGCUGCGAGCCGGCUCACUGCUUCCCAGGGCCACAGGGACUCGGGGACGUAGAUGUGCUGUGGCUACGCGUCCGACCCAUCUCCGAAGGGGCAUUUAAGUGAUUUCCAAUAUUCAAUAAAAUACAGAUUUGGUGACGGCGAGUAACCAGGAGCAGUUGUAUUUUCCUACCGUGCAUCUCCAGGGUACAUCCUGGACGUGGGCACGUGGGUCGGACAGACAGGCCAGUCCUGCUGGCCUCGCCAGAUCCCUCCACAGGGUGCUUCUCUCUGCUCCUCGCAGGGCCAGUGCUUGGCCUCUGUCCUUGUUUCCUGCGCCAGUGGAGCGAAUGCCCUUUCUGUGGGUUCAAGGGCUGGUUUGUGAGCCGUGUGUUCGUUUGUUUGAUCCCUCUGUAGGCUUUUAUUAAGUGGACCAGACAUCUGGGGGUGUCCACCCGCUCCGCAUCCCCAUGCAUUCCGAGUGGACUUCACCGAGUCCUCCCUGGGGCCAGCCACCUGCUCCUGCCCGCACCCUCAGCUUGGCAGGGUCGCUUGCCCGGCUUAGGGACCUGAAGGAUUUUCCAGCUGUUGCUUAUUUUGGAACCUGCACGUUCCUUCCUGCACCCUGGGCGCCCGGGCAUCCCCACGCAGGUGAAGCAGGCCAGCGUGGCACUGGGCCUCAGCCACGCACCUCUGAGCCGGCCAGGGUGGCCUCUGGGUGUUCAUGUCCGGGGGCUCACGUCCUCGGUUGGGUUCCGAGAGUGGUGCACACUGCAAAGGUUUAUCCACAUUUCAUUCCCAUCACCCAGCCGGGCUGCAGCUUGUCCCCUUGCCUAGCCUGAGAUCGUUCACUUAUGCCACGUCGCCCUCGCACUUGAAGUUGGUGCUUUGGUGAUCGCACCCAGGUGGCCCGCCACCCACCGGAGCCGUCUCUUCUAGAAUAUCGUGUACGUGAACUCCCUGAGCUUUGGCUUCUUUCAUCCGAGUGUCUGUUGAAAAGGUGCACCUGCUGCCCAAGUAAUCACUGGUGCUGGCAGAGAGACCUGCGGGUGUUCUCCGGGGCUCAGUCUCUGGCAGUGGGACGGCUGAGCCAGAAGAGGACGCCUGCACCGGGGCACAGAUCGCAGUGUGGCAACAACCGGGCACACAUGUACUGUGCAUCCACAUUUAAGAAAAGUUUUGAGCUCCUACCCGCAGUGUUGGGAGAGCCCCACUUGUUCUGCAUUAUGCCCAAACUUGGUGGUGUCAGUUUUUAAAAUUUGAGCCAUUCGAACAGGUGUGUGGUAGCACUUGUGAUUUUAAUUUGCAUUUCUCUGAUGACUAAUGAAGGUAAAUAUUUCUUGUG
Molecule: messenger RNA, 4418 nt
Organism: Ictidomys tridecemlineatus (thirteen-lined ground squirrel)
Lineage: Eukaryota; Metazoa; Chordata; Mammalia; Rodentia; Sciuridae
Gene: Alg12
Product: ALG12 alpha-1,6-mannosyltransferase
Biological process (GO): protein N-linked glycosylation
Cellular component (GO): endoplasmic reticulum membrane
Molecular function (GO): alpha-1,6-mannosyltransferase activity
Source: RefSeq, a predicted model, not a curated record